Oncorhynchus mykiss (rainbow trout) is the source of this 4086-nucleotide messenger RNA. Its product is annotated as prostaglandin F2 receptor negative regulator. Gene Ontology annotation, cellular component: membrane. The record is from RefSeq and is a predicted model, not a curated record. NCBI's taxonomy places the organism in Eukaryota, Metazoa, Chordata, Actinopteri, Salmoniformes, Salmonidae.
AUGUUCCUGAAAGACUUUGGCUGGGUCACUGACAGCGAUAGAAACGAUUCGGUUGACAGGUUUUAUGUGUGGAUUAAUCCUCGGAUUUCAGGUGUAUCCCAUGCCAGGGUGGUGUCUGUGUCCCCUGGCCCUCUGCUCCGUGUGGAGGGCCAACCUGUCUCACUGCGUUGUGAUGUCACUGACUACGAGGGGCCCAGGGAGCAGGAUUUUGAUUGGACCAUGCAGCAGGGGGAGGCGGGGUCUAUCAAUGUAAUCUCCACCUUCGAACCAAAGUACUCUGACGUGUCGCUAAGCGACCGGGUGGCCAGUGGUGACCUGAGCGUGGUGCGGCUGGGGGACAGCGUGGUGGAGCUGAGGAUACGGGAAGUGAGGUCUUCAGACAGCGCCACGUACCUCUGCAGUACACCCAGUACGGACUCUGUCUUCAGCGGGAACUACGACGCAGGGGUGGCGCUCAAAGUCAUUGCUAACACCCUGAAGGUGGCCCCGGAGGCCCCAGAGCCCGUGGUCCCCGAGGGUGGCGACAUCACCCUCUCCUGCAACGUCACCCGCCACUUCACUGAUCCCACCUACCUGUCCGUCACCUGGUCGCUACGGAGACCAGGUAUCCCAUUGGUGGACAUCCUGACCGUUGGCCCAGAUGGGGAUGUGGUCAUAGGAAGUGCUUCCGCCCAGCGCUACGCUGACGGAGGGCUCCGAUUGGCUAUUCGCAGAGAUGGGGCGUUUGGAUUGGUUGUUGCCGGGGUGACGCAGGCUGAUGCAGGGAUGUACGUGUGCACGGGGAGGGAAUGGAUUCACGAGGAAGGGGGUCAGUGGAAGAACAUCGUGGGGAAGACUGUGGAGAUGGGAGCUGUGGCAGUCACACCUACAGCUCGUUCCCUGUCUGUUGUGGCCAAGUCCAACACCACGCUCAACAUGGACGACACCCUGACCCUCACCUGCCUUAUCUCCGCGGGUAACUUGGCCUCCCUGGCCCUGGAGGUCACCUGGCUUGUGGACGGACGCACAGCGGUCAGCCUGGGCCGUGACGGGGUGGUCUCAAACGGGUCCCCCUCGGUGGGGCUGGAGCGGACGGGGCCAGGGGAGUUUAGGCUGGUGGUGAGGGGGGUAAGGGGGUCUGACAAGGGGAUAUACUCCUGUAGGGUCCGGGCCUGGGUCGGAGGAGGAGGACGAUGGUACCAGGCUGCAGAGAAGACCUCCAACCCAGUACAAGUUCUAGUCACACAGAUCAAGCCAAAUUUUGCAGUGACCCUUACCCCCUCGUCGACCCCGCAGGUCACAGGUGACCCCACAGAGCUGGCGUGUCAUGUGACCAACAUCACUCACUUCCUUGCAGGGGGCCGACUGGGCGUGGCCUGGGAGUACACACCACUUCCUGGUCCACCCGGCGACCGCCUGACAACCACACAGACCACCCUCCCUAUUGGUUCCCUGGAUGCCCACGGCAACCUGAAGUCUGGGACGCUGUACCAUGAUAGGUUGGAGUCUGGUGCCAUCGUUCUGACCCGAGUAGAACCGGAUACAUUCAAGCUCCGCUUCCUACGUACACAGGACGUGGACAUGGGGGCGUAUGCGUGCAGUGUGACAGCGUGGACUCCCUCUAGGCAGGGUGGAAUGGAGGAGGCAGCAGAGUUCCUCACCCCCCCUCUGACCGUCCGAUGGGAACCCAAACGUCCGUCUCUAACCGCCGUGGCACAGCGUGUGCGUGAGGCGGUGGCGGGCGGAGCCACUUUUGAGAUGAGCUGUACCAUAUCCCAUGUGCACUUGCAGGACCCGGGCUACUCUGUGCUGGUGCAGACUCAGGACAGUGUGGACUCUGCCACUAGAACUGUCCUCUCUCUCAGUCCUGACUCUGUACUACAACAUGGAGGGGCUACCGACCCUAACCGCAGGGACAGCCUGGUUCUGACUAAGACGGGUCCGGCUGAGUUCCGCUUCCGUCUGGCCGGAGUGCAGCAGGGUGACAGGGGCUUCUACUGGUGUGAUAUCACCGCCUGGACCAAACAACCAGGCCAGGCCUGGACCAAAGCUGUCAGCGCCAAGUCCAACAAGGUCCAGAUCAACUUCCAGGAAACUGGCCCCUCGUUCGCUGUGGCCAUCCGCUCUGACACCACCACUUUGUAUCCCUGGGAGACCGCCAAGAUGGUGUGUGCCCUCAGCAUCUCUGGAGCAUCCCCCAAGUCAGAUGACCUGUCCUACGAGGUACGUUGGUACCUCACGCGGCUGAGAGGGGGGAACAAAGGCACCCUACUGGCCAGCGUGGACCGCUUCGGUCUGGUCAAGAAGGAGGCACGCAACGCCAGCAGUGACGUGUCCCUGGAGCGCACAGACACACACACCUACGCCCUGAACAUCCACGCCACCCAGGACAGCGACAGCGGGGAGUACCACUGCCAGGCCACGCCCUGGUACCUGUCUGCCUCCACAGGGGCCUGGACACACGGGGCAGAACUCACCUCUACCAGGGUGUUCCUCACUGUACGAUUCCCCAUGUGGGACUCUCUGAAGCUGCCUCUGCUGUACGGUUCUGUAGCCUCUGUGUCCGUGGGGCUCUUCUCUCUCCUCCUGGGUUUCAUCUGUGCCCACUGCUGCUGCCGCAACACCACACACACCCCCCGCUCACGCAACAAACUCAUGGACCUGGAGAUGGAUUGACUAGCACAGGCCCGCUGGAGCGACCACCGCUUCUCCAGCUGAUGAACUACGAGCACGCGCACGUUACCGCGCCGGCACAUUACCACGGCAACGGCAGACAAUUGACCAAUCACAGCCCUUCGGUUGCGCUCCGUGGAGCUUUUAAGCGCACCAACGGGAGAGGAGGAGGAGAGACAAUAGGACAUUUACUGUGGCGCUGUAGAGGGGAAAAAAAACACUGAACUGAAUCAACUGCUAAAGAAGAGUGCAGGAUAUCUAGUCUGCCUAUGUGAACGUAUUGAUGUUAGGUAUUGCACAAAACAGCCCUGGAGUAUUCCUACCUUAGUGGACUUUGUCUACGUUUGUCCUCAUCACUAGUUUUUGAAAUGAGACUGCUUUUAAAUGGAGGUGUGUGUGUGUGUGCUAUAUUUGUGUGGUUCGCCACACCUGAGGCUGGGAAAGAGAGCCGCUUUACCCGUUUUGUCCUGCCCUGUUCCUGGUGAGAUGUAAUUUUACUCUUACUCAACAGCAACUAGCCAGGUUCCCUGGUAAAAGUUGAUGACCUCAGAGGCUCUCCUCUAGAGCGAGUGAAAGACACUUAAGGACCCAGAGCUCACCUGCUGUAACCCCCUACACUGACACUGGUGCUACCCCCACUGUGAAGGACAUUGAUGUUAUGUUGGACCUAGGGUUUAUAUGGGGCAGGUUGAGGAGCAAGCUGGCCAAUAAGAGAGUGGAUUAGUGGUGGUGACUGAGAGGAGUGGUAUGAUAUGGACUGACACAGUCAGAGGGAGACAUCGUUUAUAUAGGUAGCAUACUGGAUUAAUGCGUGGAACCAGCUGGAACCUGCAGUGCUCCACACACACUCCCAGCCAAUGCCUGGCUCUAGCUGAAGAGUCCCAAAGUGGCUUCCUCGUCUCCUCUCCUUCAUCUGCACUGAUCAAUAAACACAGGGUGGAUCUAAGCAAUAUAAUAGUUGAAGCCUACCUGUUUCAUUCACAUCAGUGCAGAUGAAGCGAAGAAGACGGGACGAGGAAGCCAGAGCAUGGAGAUACACCCCUGGAAUGCAAUGGAGAAGGAUUAGAGAGAACUGUUAACAAACCCAUUCCUGAAAGCAAUCUCCAUGUCACCUCCCAGUUUAGUAGGGCCCAGUCCCUUAGGGAGUCUUCUUCCCCUGUCUCUGGUACAGUACAAUAGCUGUGUGUCCAUAGAAAUGACUGUUGUGUUUGUAUGGGGCUGGGGCUCUCAGGGCUGUUGUGUGUGUUCCUGGGGUUAGUGGUUGGCCCAGCAGUAUUCUGCCCAUCGACAAAGACCAGCCCUACCCUCUACUAAUUACCCCUACCUAGACCCAGAAGGCCCUUUUAGAAUGGUCCUGUACCUGAUGUCAACUACCACCACUGAAAUGCUACCCUGUCUAUACACACGCUCCAUAUACUGCCAACACUCAACAUA